AUGACACCCCACAGAUCCAGGGCAGCUGAGGCCAGUGUUGUGGCCAUCACCCAAGCCAGAAAGAGUGUCGUGGCCCGAGGCGAAAAGGGGCUGAGAGGCCUUCAGAAAGAUUCUGGAAGGAGCCAGAUCCUGAUUUCUCAAUCGUCAGCCAUUACAGCAUCCCCUUCCCCAGAUGGGAUUUUGGGGUAUCCUUCCCAAAUGAACUGGCAGCAAGUGGCUGAUGUCGAGGAGGCAGCUGGGGAAUUCCAGGAAUCUUUGGGAAUAGUCAAGGAUGGAAAUACCAAAGAAAACUAUCAAGAUGGAGCACAGAGGCAGGAGGAAAGCCACACAGGAGAUGAUCAGAGGAAUGAGGAGGAUGAGGAACUACAUCAUUUACCACCAGACGAAGUAAAAAAUGAAGAUGUGAGAAGAAACAUCAGGAUUCCAAGUAGGCCUCAGAGGCAGAAAGUCAGGCGCAUGGUGCAGAAGAGGGAUAAAUCCAUUCCUUGCCAAGAGGGUUAUCGCCAAGAAGCAAUUCACUUGCUGGAAGAAACAUACAAGCGCUUGGAGUGUGGAAUGAACUUCUCAGAUGAAACCAAAUAUAGUAUACAUUUUUCAAAUUACAGUACAAUGAAAGCAUGUAAACGUUUUCAGUGUGGAAAGUAUUUCAGAUACAAAUCACAACUCCUUGUGCACCAAAGGAUCCACACAGCAGAGAAACCUUUUGAGUGUUCAGAGUGUGGAAAGAAAUUCACCCAUUGUUUCCUUCUUAAACAGCAUCAAAGAACCCACACAGGGGAGAAGCCUUUUGAACGCUCAGAGUCUUGGAAGGAAUUCUGUCACAGGAAGAAGCCUUUUGAAUGCUCAGAGUGUGGGAAGAGAUUCAGUGAAAGUAGUAGUCUUCAAAAACAUCUAAGAACCCACACAGGGGAGAAGCCCUUUGAAUGCUCAGAGUGUGGAAAGAGAUUCAGUCAAAAUGGUUCUCUUCAACAGCAUCGAAGAACCCACACAGGAGAGAAGCCUUUUGAAUGCUCAGAGUGUGGGAAGAGAUUCAGUCACAGUGGCGCCCUUCAAAAACAUCUAAGAACCCACAAAGGUGAGAAACCUUUUACAUGCUCCGAGUGUGGAAAUAGAUUCACUCACAGUAGCAGUCUACAAAGUCAUCUAAGAAUCCACGCAGGGGAGAAGCCUUUUGAAUGCUCAGAGUGUGGGAAGAGAUUCUGCCACAGUAGCACCCUUCUAAAACAUCUAAGGACCCACAAAGAGGAGAAGCCUUAUGAAUGCUCAGAGUGUGGGAAGAGAUUCAGCUACAGUGGCUAUCUUCAGCAGCAUCAAAGAACCCACACAAGGGAGAAGCCUUUUGAAUGUGCUGAAUGUGGGAAGAGAUUCAGUCGGACUGAUGAUCUUCAAACUCAUUUAGGAACCCACACAGGGGAGAAGCCUUUUGAAUGCUCAGAGUGUGGGAAGAGUUUCAGUGAUAGUAGCAGUCUUAUAAAACAUCUAAGAACCCACACAGUACGGAAACCUUUUGAAUGCUCAGAGUGUGGAAAGGGAUUCAGUUACAGUAGCAGUCUUGAAAAACAUGUAAGAACCCACACAGGGGAGAAGCCUUUUGAAUGCUCAGAGUGUGGGAAGAGAUUCAGUCACAGUGGCAAUCUUCAACAGCAUCAGAGAACACACAAAGGGGAGAAGCCUUUUGAAUGCCCAGAGUGUGGGAAGAGAUUCAGCUACAAUUGCCAUCUUCAAAGUCAUCUAAGAACCCACACAGGGGAAAAACCUUUUGAAUGCUCACAGUGUGGGAAGAGAUUCAGUCAGAGUAGGGAUCUUCAACAGCAUCAAAAAACCCACACAGGGGAGAAGCCUUUUGAAUGCUCAGAGUGUGGAAACAGAUUCAGUCACAGUAGCAAUCUUCAAAGACAUCUAAGAACCCACACAGGGGAGAAGCCUUUUGAAUGCUCAGACUGUGGAAACAGAUUCAGUCACAGUAACACUCUUCAAAACCAUCUAAGAACCCACACAGGGGAGAAGCCUUAUGAAUGCUCAGAAUGUGGGAAGAGAUUCAGCUGCAGUGGUUAUCUUCAACAGCAUCAAAAAACCCACACAGGAGAGAAGCCUUUUGAAUGCUCAGAGUGUGGGAAGAGAUUCAGUCAGAGUGGCAAUCUUCAAAGUCAUCUAAGAACCCACACAGGGGAGAAGCCUUUUGAAUGCCCAGAGUGUCAGAAGAGAUUCAGUCGGAGUGGUGGUCUUCAGAAACAUCUAAAAACCCACACAGGGGAGAAGCGUUAUGAAUGCUCGGAACGAGGGAACAGAUUCAGUCAGAGUGGCCAUCUUCAGGAGCAUCAAGGAAUCCACAGAGAGGAGAAUCUUUUUGAAUGUUCAGGAUAUGGCAAGGGAUCCAGUGACAGUGCACUGAGCUGUGGAAGUCACCUCGAGUGCCCUUGCGAGGAGAGGGAGCAGGAUCCAGUGAAGAGACGUUAUCAAGCCAUUUUCUUUGCAGAGAAAUGGAAACAUCUCAACCUCGACCUCUGA
Messenger RNA from Heteronotia binoei (common prickly gecko), 2508 nucleotides. Its product is annotated as zinc finger protein 345-like. Bases 1 to 2508 code for a protein of 835 amino acids. The record is from RefSeq and is a predicted model, not a curated record. NCBI's taxonomy places the organism in Eukaryota, Metazoa, Chordata, Lepidosauria, Squamata, Gekkonidae. The transcript is spliced from 6 exons.